CAUCCCGGCCUCGGCCGCUAGGGGUGGCGGCUGCGGCAACGGCGUGAGUGACGGCGCGGUUGCUUUGAGGGCGCCGCAGCCUUACCGAGUGGGGACAGCGCGAGGCCAGAGGGUGGGAAAGCGGCCGGCGGCGGAAGGCGGCGCCGGAGGAGGGAGGCGCGCGGUGACUCAUCCCUCUGGAAGAUCAGACACGCUCGCCGAGCCCGCCCGCCCGCCCGCCGGCUCGCCCGCCCGCGCCGCCGCGCCGCCGCUCCUCCUUAACCGGGAGGCGCCCGCCCGCACCGCCCGCCCGCUCCGAGCUCCCAGCCCGGCCGCGGCACAGAAAGUUUUCCCCGGGGCUCAGGGCCUGCGGGAAGCGGAGCGGGCACGGCAGGGAGGCGGUCGCCGUGCGGGCCCGCCGAGUGCAUGGUGCCGGGCGUCCGGGCCGAGCGUCUGGAGGACCCGGGGCGGGGCCGGGUUGAGCCCAGCUCCUGAGCCUCUGUCCAGCUGCGUCCGAAGGCGGACGAAGCCUUGGGACUGCCGCGGGGGUCGCGCUCCAACGCCAUGUCCCGGCUGCUGCCGCUGCUGGGGAGCCGGACGGUGCGCAGCCUGAGGCCGGGCCCUGCCGCCGCGCCCCGCCCGCCGUCCUGGUGCGGCUGCGGCCGGGGGUUGCUGGCGCUCGGGGUCCCCGGCGGUCCCCGGCUCCUGGGUACCCACCCCAAGAAGGAGCCCAUGGAGGCGCUGAACACGGCGCAGGGCGCGCGCGACUUCAUCUACAGUCUGCACUCCACCGAGAGGAGCUGCUUGCUCAAAGAACUGCACCGCUUCGAGUCCAUUGCCAUCGCCCAAGAAAAAUUGGAAGCUCAACCGCCCACUCCAGGACAGCUGAGAUAUGUAUUCUUCCACAAUGCGAUACCUUUCGUAGGGUUUGGCUUUUUGGAUAAUGCAAUUAUGAUUGUUGCAGGAACCCAAAUCGAAUUGUCUAUUGGAAUUAUUUUGGGAAUUUCAACAAUGGCAGCUGCUGCUUUGGGAAAUCUUGUUUCAGAUUUAGCUGGACUUGGCCUUGCAGGUUAUGUGGAGGCCUUGGCUUCCAGGUUAGGCCUAUCAAUUCCUGAUCUUACACCAAAGCAAGUUGACAUGUGGCAAACGCGUGUUAGCACACAUCUGGGCAAGGCUGUUGGGGUGACUAUUGGCUGCAUUCUAGGAAUGUUCCCUUUGUUUUUCUUUGGAGGAGGUGAAGAAGAUGAAAAACUGGAAACGACAAAUUAAUCAUCUUAGAAUAUCUAUAAAAAGAUGUAAACUAAUGUACCUCAGUCAUUAAAAAAUACUGUCACAACAUUUAGUGGCGAAGACAGUAACAGUGUAUAGAUACGGGAUCAAAUAAUUCAGCAUGUAUUAUGGAAACACUAACUUAUUGUGGCUUGGUCUUCUUAUAACAUCUUUUUAAAAACCAUUUAGUAUCAUUUUAUGUAAAUUGUUGAGAUGCUUUUCAUCAGUGGCAUCAAUAUGUUAUCUUUUCCUCCUCUCUAUGUAUCAACAUAUUAUUUAACUUUUAGUCAUUGAUACUGUACUGUACUGACUUGGGAUUUGCUUAUUUGUUAUGUAACAUGUACAUGCAUGGAAAUACCUAUUUAUGUUUUUUUUUUCUUGAUGGUUAUAAUUCAAUGCUAAGGUUUCUCCAAAUUAUUUAAGAUGUUUAAUAUCAGUUAAAAUUUUGACUCCCUGCCUGGUGGCAUCACUUCUGUGCUAUUUCACAGUAAACAUUUACAAUCCUAUUAUUUCACUCAUUUUCAAAGCUUUCACAUCUAUUCAAAAUGAAUACAGAUUUUAAGUAUAUCUAGUUCAUUUUAAUUUUGAACCACACUGUCUUAAGGGCCAGAAAGAGCAAUUUUCCAGCCUUCCUUUUACAUACCCCAUGUAUGCUAACAAGUGUACUUAUUUCUAGUUGACUUUUGACUUUUCAUUUCCCAACUUUGACUAGCUACACCGUGAGUUGUGGUUUGUGAGGGAAAGACGGUACUUCAAUGCUCACCAUCUUUAAAAGAUUAGGAAAUUAGCGUGAACUAAGGAAUGUGAUAGGACAUUUGGAAAUCAUGGUAAUUUUUUAAGGGAAAUAGAAAAGGGAACCUUUCAAGGUUCAUAGAGGAAGUGACAGAUGUUUGGAAGGUUCAUGAGGAUCCAUUCUAUUACUUUGGAAGGAUUUUUCCCCUAAAGUGUUUUUGUCUCACCAGAAUGGAAUGAGUCUAAAUAUUCCAUGCUCAGAAUCCUAAUCUCAUUAGAUCUUGCUUUGUGAUUUUUUUGGAUGAAUUUUUUAGAAGUAACAUGUAUUUCGUAUUUUGCUCUUUGCUAUAUAGUCUAGUCGAAUGUAACACGAGGAGAGAGUUUUCCUCUCACUUUUGGAGAUUUUUCUUCCGUGGUGAUUUUAGCACACGGUGGGUGAAAGCUCCUGUGUCUGUGCUUGUAUGUCUGAACGAAAUCAGGUGGGAAGCCUAGGUUUUCAUUUUCUGAGCCUUUUAAAUUUUCUCCCCUGUGGUCUACAUACGCUGAAAAGUUGUUCCAUGUGAUGGACUAAUUGAAUGUGUGGAAGAGAGGAGUUGAAGCUGGAGUUUAGUCUUUGGGGAAUUAAAAUUAUUCACAUUUGCCAACUAGAUAGGAAAGAGAAACUUAGCAUGACUAUGCCUUCUAAGUCUUAUUUGGGAGUUUUGUUUGCACAUAAUUACUUCGAGCUCUUUUUAAAGAUUUCUUUUCCAUAAGAAAAUGUGUCACAUACUGCCCCUCUUGCACUUAGGGAUGAUUUAGUGCUGUCCAUUUAUCAUGAUUUUAAGGAAAAAUAGACAGUAUAAAAAAAACCAUUAAAUUCUCAUAUACUCAAGUAGCAUUCUCCUUUGAUCAAAUAAGAAUUCCACAUCUGGAGAUGGCAGACAAAUUUGCCUUUUGUGUCUUCUUCCACAUAGCACACAUGGACGCCAGGAAGAGGACUCCAGGCUGAUGGAUUAGAAUACUUAUUUCAUUUUCUGUGUGAACAUGUGAGUGCUGUGUCCGUCUUUGUAUAGACAGAUUAGAAUGUUUAUUUCAUUUUCUGUGUCAAUACGUGAGUGCUUGUGUCUGUCUGUC
Molecule: messenger RNA, 3093 nt
Organism: Onychomys torridus (southern grasshopper mouse)
Lineage: Eukaryota; Metazoa; Chordata; Mammalia; Rodentia; Cricetidae
Gene: Tmem65
Product: transmembrane protein 65
Exons: 7
Coding region: 544-1248 (234 amino acids)
Biological process (GO): cardiac ventricle development; regulation of cardiac conduction
Cellular component (GO): mitochondrion
Source: RefSeq, a predicted model, not a curated record